AUGGUGCAUGUAAUGAAAGACAAUUUGGGUUUGGCUCAUUCGUUAAGCUUGAGAAAUGAGUGUGGGAUGAAUAGUAUAUUCAGUGAACAGAUACUUGCCGAUAAGCUAUCCAAGCUCAACAGCACUCAACAGUGUAUUGAAACGUUGUCACAUUGGUGUAUAUUUCACCGGAGCAAGGCAGAACUGGUUGUUGCAACAUGGGAUAAACAGUUUCACAGCUCACAGAUGGUUCAGAAAGUCCCCCUCUUAUACCUUGCCAAUGAUAUUCUACAGAACAGCAAACGUAAAGGAAAUGAAUUUGUUAAUGAGUUCUGGAAAGUCCUCCCAGCAGCCCUGAAAGACCUUCUUGAGAAGGGCGAUGAUCGUGGGAAGAAUGUGGUUUCUAGAUUGGUAGGUAUAUGGGAAGAACGGAGAGUCUUUGGGUCCCGAGCACGAAGCCUAAAAGAUGUUAUGCUUGGUGAAGAAAUGCCUCCACCAUUGGAAUUAAGCAAAAAACGUCCACGCUCUACCUCUGUCAGAAUUGUGAAGCGAGACUCAAGAUCCAUUAAAACGAAGUUGUCAAUUGGGGGCACUGCUGAAAAAAUAGUUUCCGCAUUUCAUUUGGUGCUUAGUGAACAGCCAAAUGAGGAUGAAGAGAUGAGCAAGUGCAAGUCAGCAGUUCAUCAUGUGAGGAAGAUGGAAAAAGAUGUGGAUAGUGCUUGUGCAGUUGCAAAAGAUCCAAAGCGAAAAACUUUGUCCCAAGAACUCGAAGAUGAAGAAAAUCUUCUGAAAGAGAGCAUUGAGAAACUCAAGUCAAUUGAAGCAAGUAGAGCAGCACUUGUAUCGCAGUUAAAAGAAGCUCUUCACGAACAGGAAUCUGAGUUGGAGAAUAUUCGAACGCAGAUUCAGGUAGCACAAGCACAGACGGAGGAAGCCUGUAACAUGCGGAAGCAGCUCAGUGAUGAAGAUUAUGUGUCAACAUCAUCUGCUUCAACAAACCUGCCAAUUGAUGCCAAUUCAAAAGCUGGAGAAACACCUAAGAGGACUGCUGCAGCCAUUGCAGCUGAGGUUGCAGACAAGCUUGCAGCUUCUAGCUCCUCUCAAAUGAUCAUGCACUCUGUUCUGUCUACAUUUGCUGCUGAAGAAGCAAAAAAUGCGGUUCUAAGAAAGGCGUCCACACAGUCAAACUCCCUCACAUCUGUACCUGUCAAUUCUGCCACUGAUGGAAUUUCAAAAUCAGAGAAGUCGAUGCCAGUUGCAGAUGCUAAUGUUUUCAUACCAGCACAAGCACUUCCUGCUCCAAUAAACCAUUCUUAUCAAUCAGUUUUAGUGCCUCAACAAGCCAUGCAAAGCCAAACCACAACCUCUCAAGCUCAAUAUCAAAUGCUUCCUAGCAUCCCCUCACAACAGUUUUUGCAGCCAUCAAGGGGAACACUGACUCCAUACCAUAGUUAUGGUGGUAUGCCACCAUUGCCAACUGGAACACCACCACCACCUUCCUAUAUGGUUAGUCCAAUGGUACCUUUGACUCCACAACCGUUGCCAAUAAAUCAGCAGCAGCCAAUUCCAUCAGCUCAGCAAACGGCCCCUUUGACUCAGCAGCAACUGCUGCCCUUAACUCAGCAGCCACCUGUGCCUCCUAGUUUCUGGCCUCUUCAACCGCCAGGAGUGGUGUACUAUGGUCAUCCGCCUCAUUCAUAGUAAAUAUUACAAUCUUUUAGAUUAGGCAGAUGAAAAUUUUGAAAUUUUGUUUGUGAGAUUGGAAUUGUCGAGGUAAUCACUUGUAUAAGUCUCAGAAAAAUCAUACUAAUGGUUCCAAGGAGCAACUAGUGAACAGGCAAGAAAAAGCAAUAUCUUUUCUGCAGAGUUGAAUUUGAAUCUUUCUACAUUAUUUUCUUCUCUACCCAGGGUUUGACUGUCAUCUAUUAUUUGCAAGAAUUACCAAUUCCUUGGUACAGUUGUUGGGGCCUCCAUUUUCUCACAAAGAAAAUGUUGUAUGAUAAAGCCAGAAAAGUGUUGAAAAAUAAUCCCUGAAAGGUGCCAUUAAGUCUUGAGGUUAAAAUGCCAUGUUACUGUGACAUCAAACAUCUCAGCAAGAAAAACCAAUAACUACAUCGCAAUUAUGACAGGCUGGAGAACUCAACCUUUCAAUCUUUAAUAAAAAUUGGCAAAUGGCACAUAAUUCCCAUAAUUGUGUUGUCAUGGCCAGAUGAGAACCAAGCUAGGCCCUUCGGGAUUGAUGGUUAAUUGGUUACCGUUAGUCCUUCGUAGCCAAUGAGAAAAAUCAUAGUAGCAGUGUCUGUCAAAGGUUGGAAAUAAUUAUGAAAUUGGCAAACUAAUG
Messenger RNA from Durio zibethinus, 2320 nucleotides. RefSeq lists its product as uncharacterized. Gene Ontology annotation, molecular function: RNA polymerase II complex binding. Gene Ontology annotation, biological process: mRNA 3'-end processing. Lineage: Eukaryota; Viridiplantae; Streptophyta; Magnoliopsida; Malvales; Malvaceae. The record is from RefSeq and is a predicted model, not a curated record.